Messenger RNA from Carlito syrichta (Philippine tarsier), 703 nucleotides. Its product is annotated as lysozyme-like protein 1. The transcript is spliced from 5 exons. Lineage: Eukaryota; Metazoa; Chordata; Mammalia; Primates; Tarsiidae. The record is from RefSeq and is a predicted model, not a curated record. The coding region runs from base 88 to 534 and encodes 148 amino acids. Gene Ontology annotation, molecular function: lysozyme activity.
UCUUCCAUAGAAUUACCUGAGUGAUCACUCUCCAGGGCAGGCAACAGGAACUUGCCUUUUCAGUUCUGCCUCCAACGGACUUAGGGAAUGAAGGCUGCGGGCAUUUUGGCCCUGAUUGGCUGUCUGAUCACAGGUGCUGAGUCCAAAGUCUACACUCGCUGCAAACUGGCAAAAAUAUUUGCAAGAGCUGGCCUGGACAAUUACAUGGGCUUUAGCCUUGGAAACUGGAUCUGCAUGGCAUACUAUGAGAGUCACUACAAUACCACGGCUCAGACGGUCCUAGAUGAUGGAAGCAUUGAUUACGGCAUUUUCCAGAUAAACAGCUUCACGUGGUGCAGACAAGCAAAGCAACAAGAGAAGAACCACUGUCAUGUUGCUUGCUCAGCCUUGAUCACUGAUGACCUCACGGAUGCAAUCCUUUGUGCCAAGAAAAUUAUUAAGGAGACACAAGGAAUGAACUAUUGGCAAGGCUGGAAGAAACACUGUGAAGGCAGAGAACUGUCUGACUGGAAAAAAGGAUGUGAGGUUUCAUAAGCUGGAACUGGACCCAUGAUGCUUUGCAGUAACUAAGCAGAAUUUGCAAUGAAUGUCAAAAUGUUUGGGCCUCUUGUCCCUUUCCCCUCUAUAUUCCUUCUCAGUGUUGAGAGGGAAAAUUAAGCUAUAUUUUUAAGGGAAUAAAAUGUUUCCAUUUAAAUGCCUUCAC